CCCAAUACAAACCUUAGGGGUAACACCUAGAAACUGAAGACGCAACAUGGAAGAACGUGCUAAGAUUCGUUUCCAGACGAACUAGUUCAAGGUACUUCUCGAGAACUCUCCGAGAGAAAACUUGACAUAUUCUAAAGGAUCAAGGACAGUAUCUCACUAUAAUUUACCUAAUUCCCUUCUCUUUUACCGUUAAAUAUUCCUAGGGUCUUACCUGGAGGCAUCGGUGAUUCACUGCUUCUAGAUAUGGAAGCCCAUUAAACGAAAGAUUCUUCUAUUCCGUCCAGAACCAUUUGAACUAUUUGAAACAUUUAAUGUCAAGAUAUGAAAAGCAGUAAAAAAUGCAGGUGAUGGUUAAGAGAUUCAAAAUGACCCGGAGAAAUUAUCUGAACGGCCUAGAAUUCAACAGUUGCCAAGUGAGAGACCACCAUUGACACUAAGAUAUUGCCUACUGUAUCUUUUGGCGGAAAAUUCGUUCUGUGUUCAAGAAGUAAUUGUUCCUACAAUGGAUCUCGUCAAAGCAGAAAUAGCGAGGCAACGUGAGAAGCUAGUUAACAGCGGAUUGUGUGAUAAAAAGUUCUUUAAGCGUUCACUGUUAAAACAAAAGGAAGAAGAGGAAUAUUUCAGCAAAUCCAAGCGCAUUAAAGAACAAGCGAACAACAAUGAGGAUUAUAAUUUUAGAAUUAAAACAGAGGAGGAGGAUCUCUUGUUGAAAAAGUUCGAAGAAAGAAGUCGGGAAGAAAGAGAAAAAGGGAAGCUUAUGCCUCGUAAAGAAGUUAUUCGUCUUCUAAGGGAACGUAAUCAACCCAUACGAUUAUUCGGUGAAAGUGACUAUGACACUUUCCAACGGUUGAAAAGGGUUCAACUUUUAGAACCUGAAUCAAAAGGAUUGCGCAAUGAUCUAAUUGCAGCAUUAGAUAAGUUAGAUGACGCUGAGGAUGAAGAGUUUUAUACCUCAGGUCGUGGAAAAUCAGCUUCUGAAUCUCAGUCCGUUGAUAGCUCAUCAACUUCUACCCUGGAUGUAAAAACAAAAGAAAAUGUAUUAACAGAAGACGAACUUGAGAAGAUAAAGAUAGAUUUAGCCCGUUAUGUCACAAUGAAAGAGGGUACUGCUACUGAUGACGCAACGACUGCGGUUGUUACUAUUAGUAAACUCGCCCCAGAUAUUGUAUGUACCAAUGAUUUUGACGAGGGGUUUCAUGAUCAAGUGAUCGAUCAUACCCUUCGCUAUUUGAAGUUCCUCUUGUCAAAAUGGGGUCAUGCUUUGAAUACUAGAACUAAAGAAGAAAAACUAUCUUAUUCUGGAAAAAUGGCUAGCGCAACAUAUACCCAAACAGUAGAGUAUAUUAAACCACUUCUUCGUACACUUCAGAAUAAUCGUUGCAAAGAUGAUAUUUUGAAUUCUUUGGUUAAAAUCAUGGUUUUGAUGAUUGAUCGGAACUACCUAAAGGCCAAUGAUGCUUAUUUAGAAUUAGCAAUUGGUAAUGCUCCUUGGCCGUUAGGUGUGACAAAUCAUGGUAUUCACUCACGUACUGCGCAAGAAAAAAUCUAUGCCAAAAACGUAGCACACGUUCUGAACGAUGAAACACAACGUAAAUAUAUUCAAGCUAUAAAAAGACUAAUGACACAAUGCCAAAAGUUUUUCCCAUCAGACCCUUCAAAAUCUGUAAAUUACAUGGGCACUGUGGGGUAAUUUACUAUAUUUCAAGUUCCACUCUUUCAUUCAAAACACAUUAGUGUACAUAAACUGAUUUUUUACUUAGUAAAGUUGUUUACUGCAUGUAAAUAUUACUGGUAUAAAUUUUGGAGAAAUCUUAAUAUUCCUGUUCAGACUACGUCACGUAGUUCUUCUAUAACAGCUUUGAUUGCUUGAAAGUCUUUUAUAUUAUGGUGCUAUAUAUUGUUGAUGGAUAAGUAGACAGUUUUUAUAAAUCUGGAAGCUUGAUAUGAUUAUCCACCUAAUUGCUCAAACUCCAUUAUGAAGAGUUCGAAACAUAUUAUAACUAGAAAAGCCAUUGUGUGGUGAAAUUUAGAACCAAUAGCAUCCCGAGUAAUUAGUCCAUUUUAUUUUCAUUCUAGG
This is a messenger RNA of Schistosoma haematobium, 2077 nucleotides long. RefSeq names its product Pre-mRNA-splicing factor 18 (gene PRPF18). NCBI's taxonomy places the organism in Eukaryota, Metazoa, Platyhelminthes, Trematoda, Strigeidida, Schistosomatidae. The transcript is spliced from 10 exons. Gene Ontology annotation, biological process: RNA splicing; generation of catalytic spliceosome for second transesterification step. The record is from RefSeq and is a predicted model, not a curated record. Gene Ontology annotation, cellular component: U5 snRNP; U2-type post-spliceosomal complex; U4/U6 x U5 tri-snRNP complex. Bases 503 to 1690 code for a protein of 395 amino acids.